GCAUCGGCUUCUCUUCUUCUUCUUCUUCUUCUUCUUCGUCUUGGUUGCACAGGCGAGGCGAUGCCUUGGCGCCAUCAACGCCUGGCGUCGCUGACCAAGGUCCUGACCUCCCACGUCAACGCCGCGCGCCACCGGGACGCGGUCGCCUUCUUCACCCGCAUGCUCGCCGACCCCGACCUCCCCCCGCUCCCCGACCCCUCCUUCGCCUUCGCCUUCCCGCUCGUCCUCAAGUCCUCCUCCGCCCUCCGCCUCCCUCCCGCUGCCGUCGACUCCAUCCACGCCCUCGCCGCCAAGUGCGGGUUCCUCUCCAGCCCAUUCGUCGCCUCCGCGCUCGUCGCCUCCUACGGCGCCUGCGCCUCCCCCGCCCUCGCCCGCCGCCUGUUCGACGAAUUGCCCCGCCGCAACGCCGUCGUCUGGAGCGCCAUGAUCUCCGUCCACAUCCGAUCGGGUGACGUCGCCUCCGCGCUGCGGGAGCUCGAUCUCAUGGACGUGGCACCGACCUCCUCCUGCUUCAACUCCGUGAUUGCCGCGGUUGCUGUCUCUGGGGAACAUCCGGCCCGGGCCAUCGAGCUCUACCGACGGAUGCGGAGAAUGGCCGUCCGCCCGUGCCUCAUCACUCUGCUGGCGCUCGUCCCCUCAUGCGCCGCGUUGGGUGCGUUGAGCUCAAUCAAGGAGGUUCACGGUUUUGCUAUGCGGCACGGCAUGUUUGCGAGCUGCCACCUUGGAAGCUCCCUCAUCGAAGCAUACGGACGGUGUGGUUCUCUCGCUGCCGCAAGGGAGGUGUUUGACCAAAUGCAGGAACGUGAUGUGGUUGUCUGGAGCUCUAUUGUAUCAGCAUAUGCGUUCCACGGCCAUGCAGAUGUUGCAAUGUCGCUUUUCAGGCAUAUGGAACUGGACAAUGUCCGGCCUGAUGGCAUUAUGUUCCUUGGCGUAUUAAAGGCUUGCGGCCAUGCUGGUCACGCAGAUGAUGCAUUGAACUAUUUUGAUGUUCUAACUAAAAGAUUUGGAGUGGAGGCCUGUGGAGAUCACUAUUCAUGCUUGGUUGAUGUCUUGGGCCGGGCAGGAAGGCUACACCAGGCUUAUGAUGUUAUACGGACAAUGCCGAUUAAGGCCACCGUGAAAGCCUGGGGUGCUCUUCUUGCUGGUUGCAGGAAAUAUGGGGAGGUGGGGUUAGCAGAGGUUGCAGGGAGAGCAUUGUUUGAGAUGGAACCGGAGAAUGCAGGUAACUUUGUUUCACUUGCAAACAUCUAUUCAGGCAUGGGUAUGCAUGACGAGGCAGAGCGGGUGAGAAGGGAUAUGGAGCAGCGAGGUGUGCGGAGAUUGCCUGGAAGCAGUUGGACGAUACACCGCAAGUCAAGUGAACCUUUUUGAGAAGGGCACCACAGAUUCACGAUAAAAUUUUAUCAAGAUAUUUAAAUCGUUUUGUCUCCAUGAAAAGACAAGCAAUGAGAUCAGCAUCAAGCACUACCAGCAGGCACCAGCAGAUGCAUGUGGGCCAGAGCACUAGCCAGUACCACGG
Oryza brachyantha (malo sina) is the source of this 1519-nucleotide messenger RNA. Its product is annotated as putative pentatricopeptide repeat-containing protein At1g03510. The record is from RefSeq and is a predicted model, not a curated record. The transcript has 3 exons. The coding region runs from base 61 to 1371 and encodes 436 amino acids. Gene Ontology annotation, biological process: RNA modification. Lineage: Eukaryota; Viridiplantae; Streptophyta; Magnoliopsida; Poales; Poaceae. Gene Ontology annotation, molecular function: protein binding; RNA binding.